Mytilus trossulus (common blue mussel) is the source of this 741-nucleotide messenger RNA. RefSeq names its product complement C1q tumor necrosis factor-related protein 3-like. NCBI's taxonomy places the organism in Eukaryota, Metazoa, Mollusca, Bivalvia, Mytilida, Mytilidae. The transcript has 3 exons. The coding region runs from base 1 to 741 and encodes 246 amino acids. Gene Ontology annotation, molecular function: protein binding. The record is from RefSeq and is a predicted model, not a curated record.
AUGUCUAAAUUUCUACAAUUGUUUUUUACAUUGGUUAUAACUUGUUCUGGUGUAAAAAGUCUAAGUAAUGAUCACAUUUUGCAGAGAUUUGCUUUUAUGGAACAAGACAUAGCGAAACUGAAAACAGAAGUCAAUUUGUUGAAUGCUGCAAAUGCAAGACUUAAUGAAGAUAAUCAAAGGCUUCAUUCUUUGUUGAUAAAACUGCAACAAUACGAACCAACCUACGAUGGUUUACACAGAAACAUUGAUAAACAUACCAAAAACUCUGGGCCAAAAAUGGAGACAAAACGGUUACUUCUAAGUUCUGAAUCCCCUCCUACAACAGAUCACGUGGCUUUUUGUGCAACACUUACAAACACAAUUUCAAACUUGGGAACACAUCAAGCUAUCGAAUACGACAAAGUCAUUACAAAUGUAGGGCAUGGAUAUGACGCAAGGCAUGGCCAUUUUACAUCUCCCAAAAAGGGAAUUUAUCUUCUGUCAGUGACAGCUCACGCAAUUAAUGACGCAAAACAAAAAGUAGCAUUGGACUUGGUCGUUAAUGGGAACAUAAUAUUUCAGCUCCUCUCUGACGGAUCAGGAGGGAAUGAAUCAAAUAUGAGCCAAGUAUUUCCGAUUGUAUUGGAAACAGGCGAUAUGGUAUGGAUGAGGACUAAGGCAGGAUAUGAAGGGAAAUAUCUAUAUGGUUCUACAACAUGGACAUUGAACUCUUUCUCGGGUGUUUUGCUAUCAGCACUAUGA